Molecule: messenger RNA, 1214 nt
Organism: Spizellomyces punctatus DAOM BR117
Lineage: Eukaryota; Fungi; Chytridiomycota; Chytridiomycetes; Spizellomycetales; Spizellomycetaceae
Exons: 1
Coding region: 59-1093 (344 amino acids)
Molecular function (GO): protein binding; proteasome binding
Source: RefSeq, a predicted model, not a curated record
AAAAAGUCAUGAACCUCCGUUUUCCUCGACUGUUUUCUACAAGCUGCUGUUAUCAACUAUGGUCAUGGCGGUGCUAGAUCCCAGUUCAGAUCAGAACGGCGGGGAUAAUGUCAUCUCAUUCAGUGUCACCCACAAAGGAACGGUAGUCCCGCUGACUUUCGCACUUUUGGCAACCAUAUCCGACGUCAAAGCCCAUCUUGCGUCCCUUCCCUCAAUCAAUAUACCACCACAUGCUCAAAAACUUUUAUUCAAGGGGAAAUCUAGUUAUGCCGAAAAUGCUACCCUUGCUUCAAUAGGAGUCAAAACAAAUGCCAAACUCCUCCUUAUCGGAUCAUCAGCCGCCGAAAUUCAUGCAGUCCAGGAAGCUACGAAACGAAAACAGGAAGCACAAGCUCGGGCAGCAUCCCAGCGACCAGUGAGACCUUCUCAACCAAUUCGAAGUAUCGGAUCAGUCGAUGACGCAAACUAUACCUUCCAUUCCAUUCGUCCACUCCCCGGUUUCUCGGAUGAGAAGCAAGCAACUCUUCUUCUCAAACGUCUCCGCGAUGACGCCGGAAUUCAGUCAAUUAUGCGGAAUCACAAGUGGUCGGUGGGUGCUUUAGUCGAGCUACACCCAUCGGAACGCACGAUAUUGGGAUACAAUGAAAACAAGGGGCAACGAAUCGCUCUCCGUCUCCGCACAGACGACCUGGACGGCUUUCGCUAUUACGAUUCUAUUCGAAAGGUGCUAUUACAUGAGUUGGCUCAUAUGGUGCACUCGGACCACAAUGCUGAUUUCCAUGCUCUGAAUCGACAAUUGAAUCGGGAAUGCGAUGCCGUGACACGAGGGGGGCGCACACUGGGUGCCAAAGGCGAGUACUAUAAUUCUGGCGAAGAGGAGGCUGUGGAUGCGCCUGCCUUUAUGGGUGGAACAUUUAGACUAGGGGGUGGAAGUCAAAGUCGGGAUAACAAGAGUCAGAGGGAGAUCUUGGCAGAAGCGGCCUUAAAGAGGUUGACUAGGGAAGAAGUGGAAUUAGUAGAGGGUUGCGGUAGUGGAAUACAUGCAGACGAUAGUGAUGAUGCGCACCAGGCUGCAAGUCAAAAUGAACCAUGAUAUUUAGGCGUGCUAUAGUUAGUGUAGAUACUUAAUUUCUUGGCUAUUCAGCAAUUUGCGGUUUCUGCCGUUGGACAUCCUGUUACAGGCGUUUUUGGAAUAGUAAAUCACCUUUCAUCUA